This is a messenger RNA of Rotaria socialis, 1767 nucleotides long. Lineage: Eukaryota; Metazoa; Rotifera; Eurotatoria; Philodinida; Philodinidae. The record is from the annotation of a GenBank genome assembly.
AUGAAGUGUGGAAUUGUUCUUUUUACUCUUGUCAUUGGUGUAAUUCAAGCAAAGUUACGAGUAGACCAAGUAUGGCCAGGAGGUUUUCAAGGAGCCAUAGAAAUUCCAAUUUCAAAUCAAGUAAUUGGAUGGAAUAUCGAAAUUCAAUUUCAUAAAAAAGCAAGAUUGGAUGCAUGGCUAGGCAUACUUCGAUCUGAAACUGACGGAAAAAUCUUUUUAUAUGAUAAUCAGCCUUGGAAUGAAAAAUUAGAAGCUAAUACUGUAUUCAGUUUUGAAUUCACUGUUAAUGACGGUGUUACACCAAGUGAUGUAAAAAGCAUUUCAUUCAAAGGUCAACCAGUCAAUAUUGAUUCUUUAUCUUCGUCGACUACUGGAUCAACACCAAAUCCAACAGGAAGUACACCAACCUUUCAGUCAACAUCUGCAUCAUCUACAACACCGCUUGUAGCCGUCAUAGAUGGAAAAUAUAAUUAUGGGGCUGUUCUUCAAGCUUCACUUCUUUUUUAUGAAGCCCAACGAGCUGGUAAACUUCCAGCUAAUAACCGUAUUCGUUGGCGAGGUAAUUCCAUGUUAAUGGAUAAAGGAGAAAACGGAGAAGAUUUAACUGGUGGAUAUUUUGAUGCUGGUGAUUACGUUAAGUUCGGUUUUCCGAUGGCCUCAUUUACAACAUUAUUAGCAUGGGGUGCUAUCGAAUAUAAAGAUGCAUAUGAGAAAGCAGGUGAAUUCAACGCAAUGCUCCAAGCUAUUCGUUGGUCAACUGAUUAUUUUAUUAAGGCACACGUUAGUGAACGUGAAUUUUAUGGACAAGUAGGUGAUGGACAUGCAGAUCAUGCAUCAUGGUCACGACCAGAAGAUUGGACAGCGGCUCGACCAGCAUGGAAAGUAACUACACAAAAGCCUGGUACUGAUUUAGUAUGCGAAACAGCUGCUGCUCUUGCUGCUACUUCGAUUCUGUUUCGUUCGGUUGAUGCUGCAUAUUCAUCAGAAUUACUAACACAUGCUCAACAAUUAUACAAGUUUGGCAAUGAAUAUCGUGGCAAAUAUUCAGAUUCAAUUCCAAAUGCAGCUGAAUUCUAUCGAUCAUGGUCUGGUUUUGGUGAUGAAUUAGCAUGGGCUGCUGCUUGGCUUCUACGUGCUACUGGUGACGCAAGUUACGAAGCAGAUGUAGAAAGACAUUAUAGAGAAUUUGGUCUCGAUAAACGACCCAAUGAAUUUGGUUGGGAUGAAAAAACAGCAGGCGUUCAAAUACUCAUGGCUAAAAUUACAACAAAGCAAGUUUAUCGUCAGCAAGCUGAAACAUUCUGUAAUUAUAUUGUACGACAAGCUCCAAAAUCAUUGAAAGGUCUCGUAUUUCUCAGUCAAUGGGGAGCACUUCGACAUGCUGGAAAUGUAGCUUUUGUUUGUUUACAAGCUGCUGAAGCCGGUAUUAAUAGUCAAGAAUAUAUCGAUUUUGCUGCUCGACAAAUUAACUAUAUGUUAGGUGAUUCAGGACGAUCAUAUGUUAUUGGUUUUGGUCAAAAUUUUCCUCAACGACCUCACCAUAGAUCAAGUUCGUGCCCAUCGCGACCGGCAGUCUGCGAUUGGAAUGCUUACAAUAGUCCUCAGCCCAAUCCUCAAUUACUAAUUGGUGCUUUAGUUGGUGGACCUGAUCAAAAUGAUAGUUAUGAAGAUCGCCGUGAUGAUUAUAUUAAAAAUGAAGUUGCUACUGAUUACAAUGGCGGUUUUCAAUCAGCUGUUGCUGGUUUACUUCAUUAUCAAAUGAAAUAG